GACAAUGGCGACCGCUAUAGCCACUGGGUGUGCGUUGAGGUCGACAAUUACUAUGGCUUCUUCAAUGAAGAGUCGUACAAGUAUCUGGGACACAAUGGAACAAUGCGGGACUGGGAGUAUUUCACGGUAAGAUGGCAUGAAAAUGGGGGUUACCCGUUGCUGACGCCAUACUGCCACCACUCGUUAUGGCAAGUUGACGUUGCUGAGGAUGGGAAGAGGCUUCGCAGAAGAGUUCACGGGAGCACUUUGUGGCAAUUUGUCAAA
Trichoderma virens Gv29-8 is the source of this 264-nucleotide messenger RNA. RefSeq lists its product as uncharacterized. The record is from RefSeq and is a predicted model, not a curated record. The annotation marks the transcript as partial. Lineage: Eukaryota; Fungi; Ascomycota; Sordariomycetes; Hypocreales; Hypocreaceae. The transcript has a single exon.